Otolemur garnettii (small-eared galago) is the source of this 954-nucleotide messenger RNA. Its product is annotated as olfactory receptor 2G2. Gene Ontology annotation, cellular component: membrane. The transcript has a single exon. Gene Ontology annotation, molecular function: G protein-coupled receptor activity; olfactory receptor activity. Gene Ontology annotation, biological process: G protein-coupled receptor signaling pathway. Lineage: Eukaryota; Metazoa; Chordata; Mammalia; Primates; Galagidae. The record is from RefSeq and is a predicted model, not a curated record. The coding region runs from base 1 to 954 and encodes 317 amino acids.
AUGAGGAUGGUCAUGAGUACCAAUGAGAGCAACUUAACAGGCUUCAUUCUGUUGGGGUUUUCUGAUCAUCCUCAGUUACAGAAGGUUCUAUUUGUGGUCAUAUUGAUCCUGUAUGUACUAGCUAUUUUUGGGAACACCACCAUCAUUCUGGUAUCUCGUCUGGAACCCAAGCUUCACACACCAAUGUAUUUCUUUCUUUCUCAUCUCUCCCUUCUGGACCUUUGCUUCACCAGCAGUGUUAUUCCCCAGCUCCUGGUAAACUUGUGGGAUCCCAUGAAAACCAUCACCUAUGGUGGCUGUGUGGUUCAGCUCUAUGUCUCCCUUGCCCUGGGAUCCACUGAGUGUGUUCUCCUGGCUGUGAUGUCCUAUGAUCGCUAUGUGGCUGUCUGCCGUCCCCUCCAUUACACUGUCUUAAUGCAUCCCCGUCUCUGCGUAACCCUGACAUCUAUGGCAUGGCUCAGUGGUGUGGCCACCACCCUGGUACAGUCCACCCUCACCCUGCAACUGCCCUUCUGUGGGCAUCACCAAGUGGACCAUUUCAUCUGUGAGGUCCCUGUGCUCAUGAAAUUGGCUUGUGUGGAUACCACUUUCAAUGAGGCUGAGCUGUUUGUGGCUAGUAUCCUCUUCCUUAUAGUGCCUGUCUCAUUCAUCCUGGUCUCCUAUGGCUACAUUGCCCAAGCAGUGUUGAGGAUCAAGUCAGCUACUGGGAGACAGAAGGCAUUUGGGACCUGCUCUUCCCACCUGAUAGUUGUCAUCAUCUUUUAUGGAACCAUCAUCUUCAUGUAUCUGCAGCCAGCCAAGAGUAGGUUCAAGGACCAGGGGAAGUUUGUUUCCCUCUUCUAUACUGUGGUGACUCCCAUGCUUAAUCCUCUUAUUUAUACUCUGAGGAAUAAAGAUGUUAAAGGGGCACUAAAGAAAAUGCUAGAGAAAAUUCUGGAUACAAAUUUUACAUGA